This is a messenger RNA of Canariomyces notabilis, 1653 nucleotides long. RefSeq lists its product as uncharacterized. Bases 1 to 1653 code for a protein of 550 amino acids. The transcript has 7 exons. The record is from RefSeq and is a predicted model, not a curated record. Lineage: Eukaryota; Fungi; Ascomycota; Sordariomycetes; Sordariales; Chaetomiaceae.
AUGAGGAUCGCAAAAACGCUCCUCUCGCUGGCCUUGGUGGCUAAUGCCGCCAUUGCGAGCUCCUGGCUCUCUAAUGAAGCAUACAACAAAUGGCACGAGACAGAGCUCGAGCGGUGGCUCUCCGACAACGACAUCCCCUACCCGACUCCGGCCGACCGCAAGGAGCUAGAGAAGCUCGUGCAGAAGAACUGGGACACUCAUGUGGUUUCCCCCUACCAAAAUUGGGACACGGACAAGCUCAGUAGUUAUCUGAAGCAGAAGGGCGUUGAGACAAAGGAUUCUGCCGGCCAGGGCCGUGAUUAUCUCAUUAACCAGGUCAAGAGCGUCUGGUAUGAGCCUGAGGACAAGGCUCGGGGCGCCUGGACCAACGUCAAAGAUUGGAUCCUGGACACUUGGACCGACAGCCAACUCAAGGCAUUCUGCGAUCAUCAUGGUAUUCCAGUUCCGCAGCCGCGUAAGCGAGAUACUCUCCUCGAGAAGGUCCGUAGCAACUACGAGACCAUCGCCCAGAAGGCUGGCGAGACGAUCUCCUACCCUGGAAAUUGGCUCUACGAGAGUUGGUCUGAAUCUGAUCUGAAGGAAUGGCUUGACACCCACGGCUUCCCGGCGCCCCAGCCGACUACACGUGACAAGCUUAUUGCUUCCGUUCGUCGCAACUCCCGCCUUGCAUACUUGCGCAUGCAGGAGCAGGCGGCGGCCACGCAGAAGAGUACACAGGACACCUACAGGGCCCUUACCGAUAAGCUCAUCGAUUCAUGGAGCGAGUCUCAGCUCAAGGAAUUCUGUGACAAGAACGGCAUUCCAGUUCCCCAAGGCACUAAGCUCAACCAUCUGCGUGCCCUUGUUCGCAAGCACCGUGCCGAGAUUCUAGGCGACAACGUCACUGCAUCGGCUACAUCUGCUUUUGGAGCCGCGACUUCUAGUGUUGGGUCGGCAGCCACUAAGGCUACCGAUGCUGCGUCUCGGGCCGCACAGGAGGCCUUCGACCAGGCGGUGAAUACGUGGUCAGAAAGCCGGUUGAAGGGUUUUCUUGAUGCUCGUGGAGUGCCCGUCCCGCAAGGAAGCAAGACCGAAGAACUCCGCGCCCUGGUCCGCAAGAAUGCUCACAAAGCAGCCACGGGCUGGACCGCGUGGACUUGGGACGACUUCUCGUACCAGAACCUCCGCGACUACCUCGCGUCAAGCGGCAACGCGGCGGCGAAGAAAGUAAGCGAGUCGACGGGUGCGACGCGCGAUGAGCUUGUUGAGGCGGCCCAGGCCGCUUACGAGUCUGCCUCAUCGGCCGGCGGCGGCUCGUAUGCCUCGGCUACGAGUUACCUCUCCCGCGCGACCGAUGCGGCCAAGGCGAAUGUGUUUGAGACGUGGAGCGAGAGCGAGCUGAAGGCGUACCUGGAUAGCUACGGCAUCCCGGUCCCGCAAGGCUCAAAGCUGAAUGACUUGCGCGCCAUGGCCCGCAAGCAGUACACCUACUUCAAGUACGGCACUACCACUCCCACUGGGACCAUGAUUGCCAAGCUGCGGGAGACUGUCUGGAACGGAUGGGACUGGGUUGCUAGCCAGCUGAGGAUCGGCGGCAACGUGGCAAAGCAGAAGGCCGACCAGGCUCGGGAGAUGGGUGAGGAUGCUAAGAGGAAGGUGCAGAAGGAGCUUUGA